Messenger RNA from Kickxella alabastrina, 813 nucleotides. RefSeq lists its product as uncharacterized. The record is from RefSeq and is a predicted model, not a curated record. Lineage: Eukaryota; Fungi; Kickxellomycota; Kickxellomycetes; Kickxellales; Kickxellaceae. Bases 102 to 737 code for a protein of 211 amino acids. The transcript is spliced from 2 exons.
CACUUUAGCAACGUCAGAUCUCUCAGACAAGGGCUUGUCCGAGUCAGCAGCGGAGGCCCUUGUCACAUACGCAGAGUAUCUGCCGCAAACAUCCCCAAACCAUGUCAGCUCCCUUUUCGGAGCAAAUGGCAAUGGACUUGGGGACAGCAACAGUGUUGGAAACAUGCUCUUUGACCGAUUCAUCUUUGAGCUUGGCGCAUCGGAUGGUCACCGUGGUGGUGAUGGCUGUGGUGUCGGCUUCGCCGCUGAGCAGCCUGAGGGAUCUGUGGAGGACAUUCUCCGUCUUGUGGUGGGUUCUCAGUCAGAAUGGAGGCCUGAUCAGCAGGCACCAGGUAUCGCGCAUUGCGCGUGGGAUUUUGGACUACAACAGCAACAGCAACAGCAGCAGCACUCCGCGCACUGAUAGCAUGAAGAAUUCCUUCAACGUGGCUGGAGGGACAGCAGCUGGAGGGAAGCUGUCGGCCGUGAUGAUGGGGGCUGCUGGAUCUCAUGCACCUGGAGUUAAUAGUGGUGAUGGGAUGGCGAGCCUUCGGCUGGUGGCUGCUUGGCUUGGGUCUGGGUCGCGCACCGCAGCGGCUUUUCGCCGUGUCGUGGGGAACGGCCCGGUCGACCAGGUCAGCGCUUUGGUUGCCCAACUGCUUGUGGCUGCGCGCUCAAUGGAAGGACGUGCUGGCCAUGUGUAUGUGGACAACCUAGCCUGUAAUAAGAAAAACACUUUGUUUUAUGCUCCCUAUUGAGCCUUUUUUUCAUUUUUUUCAUUUUUUCAUUUUCUAUUUUCUAUUUUCUAAUUCCAAUUUUCCAAUUUUCCAAUUA